Messenger RNA from Tuber melanosporum (Perigord truffle), 1574 nucleotides. RefSeq lists its product as uncharacterized. The record is from RefSeq and is a predicted model, not a curated record. Gene Ontology annotation, biological process: glucan catabolic process. Gene Ontology annotation, molecular function: beta-glucosidase activity. Lineage: Eukaryota; Fungi; Ascomycota; Pezizomycetes; Pezizales; Tuberaceae. Bases 1 to 1434 code for a protein of 477 amino acids. The transcript has 2 exons.
AUGCCCGGCCCGGCCCACCGCCGUGGAGAGAACCUUCUCAAGGCGAUCGAAGAAUCAAACAAUGACACCAAACUCCUAGCGGCCGUCAAGACCGGAGCCCGGCAUGUGCUAGAGCUCAUUGCGAGGAGUGGCAAGUGGGGACGCUUCGGCGAGGAACCAGAGAUGGCGAACGACAAGCCAGAGCAUCGAGCACUCAUCCGAAAAACCGGUGCUGAGGGGAUUGUCCUGCUCAAGAACGAGAGCAAUGCUCUUCCUAUCUCGACCUCCGUCAAGAAGAUAGCCUGGAUAGGCCCCAACGCAAAUGAGUGCAUUGCUGGAGGCGGUGGAUCUGCAAACUUGAACCCACAUUACCUCACCAACCCCCUCGACUCCAUUCGAGAAGCGGCGAAAGAGCACGGCAUAGAAGUGAAUUACGAGAUUGGCUGUCAGACAGAAAAAUGGGUAAAGACGUUCCCCAUCACCGGAGGUCGAGAGCCCCCAGACACGGGCAACGACAGCCUCGACUUUGCAUCCGCCGUUGGGAUCCGGCUGGGCGUCGACCUCGUCCGCGAUGCACAGGAGCACAUCUCCCGAGCCGCGGCGCUUGCCGGAGAAUCGGACGUGGCGGUGGUGGUGGUCGGCAUGAACAACGAAUGGGAAUCCGAGGGCUACGACAGACAUGGCAUGGAUUUGCCGGGAAAGCAAAACAAGCUGAUCUCCGCCGUCGCGAAGGCCAACCCGCGAACCAUCGUGGUGAACCAAUCCGGGUGCGCGGUGAGCAUGCCGUGGCUGGACGAGGUGCAGGGGCUGCUACAGGUCUGGUACCAAGGACAGGAAGCUGGGAACGCGCUUGCCGACGUGCUUCUCGGGAAGAGGGCACCUGGAGGCAGGCUCCCCAUCAGCUUCCCGAAAAGGGUGGAGGACAAUCCAUCCUGGGGCAACUUUGGUGACUCUGGCGCGGAGAGCGAAGUGCAGUACAGUGAAGGUGUGUUUGUUGGAUACAGACACUACGUCUCCCGCGAGGUCCCCGUACUCUUCCCCUUUGGCUUCGGUCUCUCAUAUACCACCUUCUCCCUCUCCUCACCAAGAUUCGCUGGAGGCAAAAACACCCUCGCACCGGGCGCCACGGCGACCGUCGAAAUGGCCAUCAAGAACACUGGCAAAGUGGCCAGCAGCGAGACAGUGCAGGUCUACAUAUCGCCCAGAGCCGGGUCCCCACCGGUCGGGAGGCCCACCAAGGAACUCAAGGGUUUUGCGAAAGUCGACUUACGGCCGGGGGAGGAGAAAGUUGUAAAGGUUGUGCUGGACGAGUUUGCCGCUGGUUACUUUGAACCGAGUGUGGGAAAGUGGAGGGCCGAGAAGGGAGUCUACGAAGUCAGUGUUGGGAGGAACGUGGAGGAUGUGGUAGGGAAGUUGGAGGUAAUUGUUGAGGAGACGUACGAGUGGAUUUUUUAGCCAGAGUAAGAGGGAGGGGUGUGUAAAUAGUUCUUUUGGCACCCGAUGCCCUGGAGGCAUUGGCAUGUGUGUAUAUGUAUGCGAUAUGUGCAUGCUAGCGGGAAUAGAAAACCCAUGAAGCGGCGAUUCCUUUCUUGGUU